Molecule: messenger RNA, 600 nt
Organism: Fusarium fujikuroi IMI 58289
Lineage: Eukaryota; Fungi; Ascomycota; Sordariomycetes; Hypocreales; Nectriaceae
Exons: 3
Coding region: 1-600 (199 amino acids)
Source: RefSeq, a predicted model, not a curated record
AUGAAUCGACGUCUGGAGCGGCUCUACGAGCUCGGUGUGCUGAGGGCCAGAUUGCAAGCAGACGAGGAGGGCUUACCCACAUUCGUCGCUAUGCCUAACAAGCCUCUCAAGUUAUUGGCACCAGCCAAUUAUUACCGAGUGUCUGGGGAAAACGAUUUUGCUACGAAAGCCUCCACAGCAGUCAAUUCUACUAGGCUUCAGAUCUUAGGAGACCUCAAAGCCAUGGACGAGUUUCUGGCAAAGUCGACCACGAGUGCCACAGCUGAGAAACUGGCGGAUGGCGAAUCCCUUACGAGGUAUCCUCAGGCCAUGGCCCGUAUCAUUAGAUAUGAUGGCGACGACGUCGCCCAUGAUGUUAAAGAACAUGACGAAAAUUCCUUCGUCAUCAUCAACGCUUUUUCCGAGGAAAUGGCCCAAGCCAGAGACGAAGACCCACGCGCCUAUGCCUGGGGGAAUGUGGCACGGGCAGCCGAACAUAUGAGAAAGUUCCUGGAAUGGCAACUGAAUGCUGAUCUAUUGGUGUCUAUGAACCAGGCAAUGAAUGGUUUAGACUUGCCAUCGGAUGAUGAGGAAGUGCGCUCGGAACAAGAGGUUGACUAA